Molecule: messenger RNA, 2168 nt
Organism: Puntigrus tetrazona (Sumatra barb)
Lineage: Eukaryota; Metazoa; Chordata; Actinopteri; Cypriniformes; Cyprinidae
Gene: tpbg
Product: trophoblast glycoprotein b
Exons: 1
Coding region: 477-1625 (382 amino acids)
Biological process (GO): negative regulation of canonical Wnt signaling pathway
Cellular component (GO): plasma membrane
Molecular function (GO): protein binding
Source: RefSeq, a predicted model, not a curated record
UGGAUGGAGCGCGCGGCGGGGGAGAGUCAUAACAGCGCGCGCAGCGGGACAGAGGCGCGAGCCCCGAGCGGUGCACGCGAAAACAUACGGCAAACCACACGAUUACGGGUUUGCGGAUCUACGGCGUCUUUUUAAAGCAUCGGGAAGUUUAACAACAGUUCGGAGUUUUUGCACAGGAGUCGGUCGAGUGAUUGGGAGACGCUAACGUUACUUUUGAAGAAACUCGCUUUGCGUUCUGGACUUGGAAAAAGAAGUGACGGUACGAACGCGCAAAGUGACGGAAUCGGAGCAGGCGCGUCUCAAAUCGUUUGCUUGCUACCGAGGAGCUGAAAGUUCAAAGAGCCACCCCGAGUGAAAGAACAAAGAAAAAACAUGUGAGAUUUUACGUUAAACGGUUGUUUGAGAAGCGCGAGCACGUUGCUUUCGUCUCCGCGGAGAGAAAUACUUUCCCGCCGCUGGGUUCGCGUCGUUUCAAAAUGUCCGAUGUUGGAUUAUUUCUUUUGCUUCAACUUCAGAGAAAACAAAGGAACAUGUGUAACCUGACUCUCUGUGUUUUACUCUUCCUGACGUGUUCCUGCUCGUCCUUAUCUUCAUGCCCUGCCCAGUGCUCCUGCGAAACCUCGGCGGUGAGCUGUGUGAGCCAAAACUUGACAUCCGUCCCACAGCCCCUUCCAGAAAACAUCAUCACGCUUAACAUAAAUGGAAACGAGAUAUGGAAUCUGAACAGUGAAUCUUUUCCCAGGCCGCUGGAGCAUUUAACAAACCUUUACGCGUCUGGAAGUCAAGUGGAGCAACUGGACUCCCUGGCGUUUAAAAACUUGCCACGUUUGAAGUUGCUCGACCUCAGCAACAACAGGAUUUUGGGGUUCAGCGUCGAGGCUUUGCCUAAAGACAACAAGAUCGAGGUUCUAAACCUCAGCAGGUCCUUAUACAAUCACUCCUACGUUGGCGUGCUUGCAGAUGUUUUCACGCACCGCCUGCCUAAGGUUUCCCAUCUUGAUCUGUCCAGUAACGACCUGGUGCUCCUUCCGGAAGGUAUGUUCACGGGCUUGUCGGACCUCACCGUUCUGGAUUUGAGGAACAACUCGCUUGUUGCAAUCAGCAAUGACACGUUUUGGAACCGGGCGCUUAAAGAGUUGGACUUGCGAGACAAUGCGUUGAAAGUCCUGCCCAACGUGACCCUUGAGAAGCUCAGCUCGGUCCCCGAUUUGCGAGUCAGACUCGCGGGAAACCCCUGGCGCUGCGAUUGCAAUAUCGAGGACAUGUUGAUUUGGUUGGAGAGGCAUCAGUUUGUGGUGGACCGAUUAAAUCUGACCUGUUACAGCCCGGCAGGACUAAAAAAUGUCUCGCUUCUAACCUUGGAACAACCGCAGCUCUCGUGCUGGAGCGACGACGGACAUGCGAUGGACCGCGUGCUGGAGCCCUCCUAUGUGUUCUUGGGCAUGGUUCUUGCCCUCAUCGGGGUCAUCUUCCUUCUGGUCCUUUACCUUAACAGGAAGGGAAUCAAGAGGUGGAUGUACAACAUCCGUGACGCGUGCAGAGAUCAUAUGGAGGGAUACCAUUACAGAUACGAGAUCAACUCAGACCCGCGGCUAGCCAACCUCAGCCUCAACUCCGAUGUGUGACGGGACACUUGCACGAAUGGCACGCAACGAUCAGACUCUAGCUUUGCAUGAAUACAUAUAUAACUGUAGAGGUUUGCUGUGACAUGCAUUCUUUUCCGUCGGAUAGGGCGUUAACUGGAUUUUGCAAGCAUCAACCCCGUUAUGCUCACUGCAGGCUCGUUCAUAUAUGCUGGCGUGUUGCUAUAAUGUUUCCAGUGAUGCAUGAUCAAGUGCAUACGUUUAAAAUUCAUGUUUGCCUUUUCAUAAAAGCACAACGGACGGGACUGUGGAGGAAGUCCUGCUUUUUUCCGAUGAAUUACAGAGUAACCUGUCUUUUAUGUCAGAACUAUCGUUUUUUUUUUAUCGUUUCAUUUAUUCUGCAAAAAAAAACAAAACUGUUCCUACUGCCAUGCAUGUAUUUAUGUAUUUUUUCAUUGAUGUAAAAUUACGGCAAUAUCCAAUUUUUUUAUGAUGAGUUAUUGGUUUUUAUAUCUACAUUUUGUUGGCUGGACAUAGAUCAACUCUUCUAGGGGAUGCCCUGUUGAAUUAAAAGUCUUGCACAUA